Messenger RNA from Aspergillus tubingensis, 1845 nucleotides. RefSeq names its product SET domain-containing protein. NCBI's taxonomy places the organism in Eukaryota, Fungi, Ascomycota, Eurotiomycetes, Eurotiales, Aspergillaceae. Gene Ontology annotation, molecular function: protein binding. The coding region runs from base 1 to 1845 and encodes 614 amino acids. The transcript is spliced from 7 exons. The record is from RefSeq and is a predicted model, not a curated record.
AUGGAUGCUAUAGCACUAGCACUUGUCUCACAGUUGUCGAGCAUUCUUCAGAACCCAACAUUUCCGGCGCAUCUUCAGUCGGCCGUACAGGCUAUGCGGCAGAGUGUGAAUAAGAAGCAGAAGAGUGCAAGUAAGGACGGUGGCUCGAAAGAAAAUGGCGACUCACAGCUCUACCUGAAGAUGGAAGCUUCAGUAGUCAAUAAGGAGAUGACGGAAAGAAGCGGUUUGACUUUGGGAUACAUUGAUCUUCAAAGUGGUCAGGCAGUGCCAUUGCCACCCACCCCGGUCUCAACGCCUGACUCUAGGAUUAGCACUGAAUAUGCUACUACCACCAUUGACUCCAACAAAUGCCGUGAUAACGAGGACGCUCAGAGCUACCCCAACAAGCGGCGCAAGACCAUAAGCAAUCUUCGACCAGCAAAGGCGACCACCAUUCAUCCAGGCAGAUCACUUGAUGCUGAGUACGAAAGCUUAUCCUCGGCAGCCGCUGCCGAUUCCAGUGGAUCCAAGCCUUCUGUGCGACAGGUGCACAGUGACACCCGCUUUCCGCAACGAAAGAACCCACGGCAGGAGUAUUCGUUGCCUGUGCUGGAACCGACCUCGGCCGAUAAGCUUAUAGCAGGGAUAUGGCGACAGUUACAUUCGCCUGUAAAGCUGAGUCGUCUGCCUUCGAUCAUACAAUCAAAUACAGACAUCCGAACCGGUGUUAGUCUUGAGGUAUUUCGCGAGAUCAACACCCUAUGCUUGAAAUACUACAACCAAAGCCAAUCCUCUCGUGCUCUGGAAAUGAUCGUCCAAGCAUACUGGGUAGAAUGUUUUGAAGCACGCGUAGCCGUUAUCCGACUAGAGAAGCCUCAAUCAUCAAUGACAGAUGCGCGAAUGAUGGCUCUGAAGGAGGCUUGUGUGGUGCUCAAUUGGAAGGAAAAAGAUCUUCGUAAUCGAAUGGCAAUCUGGCGCGGUUACAAAGAAAUCAAAGAUACAGGCGGUUGGGCGUGCCUCAUAUUCGCCAGUACCGGUAUAUAUCGAUUCUGCAAGUAUCGCACGGAGUUCGGGGAAGGAUUGUUUACCCGCCUACGACAUCUGCGAUCCAGCUUCGAGGUAGCGGCCGACACUCUUCACCCGGGAUGGCGGGACCUGCUGCAAGUUAUCAGGCAAGAUACCUCGAUCGCCUAUCACGGCCAUCCGCAUGAGUGGGUAACCUUGUCUGAGGGUCCAGCUGUCCCUCUAGCUUCAACAUACGCGCAUCUUGACCUUCCUCAAGGAUUUCAGUACCAGUUCAUUGACCAGAGUGUGCUAGAUACUGCUGCCUUUGGGACACAGGAUCCACGUCGUGUACCGGAGCUAGAUCUCGAUGUGUGUCUGGUAUGCAAAGCAAGACAGUCAGAUGAGAUUGAGAAGAAUCAAUGCUUGUGCUUCCCGGCGCUAUUUGGUGGUGUUAAUCAUCCGGUGCCGGUUCAGGUAUUUCGGACGUCGACUGGGAAGAACAAUGGUGUCAUUGCGCGCUGUAGCUUCGAUCGCGGAACCGUCAUAGGGGAAUUCACCGGCCUCAUCACAAACGGCAUAGAAGGAGUAGACGUGAUGCUAGGUGGAUCGCGCGGUCGAACCUACCAAAUAUAUCAGGGGCAGAUGGGCAAUUUUACCCGAUUCAUCAACCACUCGUGUCGACCGAACAGCCAGUUCCAACGGUUCUACUGGAGGGGCAUGGAGCGCAUAAUAGUGGUCUCACGGGGCAUUAUGGCAGGGACUGAAAUCACUAUCGACUAUUCAGAUAAUUAUUGGCGCCAGUUGAGCAAGAAGUGUCUUUGUGGGGAGUCGUGUUGUCGAUUUGCUGGGAGGGAGGGAUAA